Molecule: messenger RNA, 843 nt
Organism: Phytophthora sojae
Lineage: Eukaryota; Oomycota; Peronosporomycetes; Peronosporales; Peronosporaceae
Exons: 2
Coding region: 1-843 (280 amino acids)
Source: RefSeq, a predicted model, not a curated record
AUGAGUGCGCUACGCUUGACGGAGCUCUUCGACGUGAAGGACAAGGUCGUGGUCAUCACCGGAGGCGGCCGCGGCAUCGGCAAGAUGAUGGCGGACGGCUUCGUCCAGAACGGAGCCAAGGUCUACAUCGCCUCCCGCAACCUCGAGGCCUGCCAAGCCACAGCCGACGAGCUCAACGCCAAAGGACCCGGCAAGUGCGUCGCGCUCCAAGCCAAUCUGUCGACUGAGAGCGCGUGCAAGAAGCUGGCGGACGACGUCGCCCAGAGGGAGACGAAGGUGGACGUCCUCAUCAACAACUCGGGCGUCGGGUGGGGAGGCGACGUGGAGCACCACCCCGAGAAGGCCUGGACCAAGGUGUUGGCGGUGAAUGUGACGUCGCCCUUCCACUUGACGCGCUACUUCCUGCCGCUGCUGGACGCGGCGGCCGCAUCGUCCUCCGAUGCGGCUCGAGUCAUCAACGUCGGCUCCGUGGCAGGCCUCAUGCCGCAGCAGAUCGACAGCAUCGCGUACGACACGUCCAAGGCCGCUGUGCACCACAUGACGCGCGUCUUGGCCGCGAAACUCGCGCGGCGCCCGAACGGCGGCCACAUCCUCGUGAACGCCAUCGCCCCCGGUCUCGUGCCGACCAAACUGGCCACGGGCAUCGCCCUCGCCACGGGGAAGUCGUUCGACGAGCUGCAGCGCAACAUCCCGACCGAGCGCUACGGCAGCGCGUCCGACAUGGCAGGGCUCGCCAUCUUCCUGGCCUCCAGAGCUGCCGGCUGGAUCACGGGCAUGGUCAUCGCCUCGGACGGAGGACAAGUGUACACCAUGCAGACGGGCUUCGACACGGCCAAACUGUGA